Messenger RNA from Phyllostomus discolor (pale spear-nosed bat), 1775 nucleotides. RefSeq names its product atonal bHLH transcription factor 1 (gene ATOH1). NCBI's taxonomy places the organism in Eukaryota, Metazoa, Chordata, Mammalia, Chiroptera, Phyllostomidae. Bases 29 to 1081 code for a protein of 350 amino acids. The transcript has a single exon. The record is from RefSeq and is a predicted model, not a curated record. Gene Ontology annotation, molecular function: protein dimerization activity.
CCCUGCACCUCCGAGCCUCUUCAGUGCAAUGUCCCGCCUGCUGCACGUAGAGGAGUGGGCUGAAGUGAAGGAGUUAGGGGACCACCAUCGCCAUCCCCAGUCUCACCACCUCCCGCAGCCGCCACAGCCACCUGCGACCCUGCAGACCAGAGAGCAUCCUGUCUACCCGGCCGAGCUGUCCCUCCUGGACAGCACCGACCCACGCGCCUGGCUGGCCCCCACUUUGCAGGGUAUCUGCACGGCACGCGCCGCCCAGUAUUUGCUGCAUUCCCCCGAGCUGGGUGCCUCUGAGGCCGCGGCGCCUCGGGAGGAGGUGGACAGCCGGGGGGAGCUGGUGAGGAGAAGUGGCGGCGGCAGCAGUAACAAGAGCCCUGGCCCCGUGAAAGUGCGCGAACAGCUGUGCAAGCUGAAAGGCGGGGUGGUGGUUGAAGACCUGGGCUGCAGCCGCCAGCGUGCCCCUUCCAGCAAACAGGUGAACGGGGUGCAGAAGCAAAGGCGGCUGGCGGCCAACGCCAGGGAGCGGCGCAGGAUGCACGGGCUGAACCACGCCUUCGACCAGCUGCGCAAUGUUAUCCCGUCCUUCAACAACGACAAGAAGCUGUCCAAGUACGAGACCCUGCAGAUGGCCCAGAUCUACAUCAACGCCUUGUCCGAGCUUCUCCAAACGCCCAACGGCGGGGAGCAGCCACCGCCACCGCCAGCGUCUUGCAAAAGCGACCACCACCACCUUCGCACCGCCGCCCCCUAUGAGGGCGGUGCGGGCACGGUGACCGCAGCUGGGGCACAGCCGGCGUCCGGAGCGGGCCAGCGGCCCACCCAGCCUGGAAGUUGCCGGACUCGCUUCUCGGCCCCGGCCUCGGCGGGAGGAUAUUCCGUGCAGCUUGACGCUUUGCAUUUCUCGACUUUCGAGGACAGCGCCUUGACGGCGAUGAUGGCGCAAAAGAACCUGUCGCCUUCGCUGCCCGGGGGAAUCUUGCAGCCAGUGCAGGAGGAAAGUAGCAAAACUUCUCCCAGGUCUCACAGAAGCGACGGAGAGUUUUCCCCCCAUUCCCAUUACAGUGACUCGGAUGAGGCAAGUUAGGAAGGUGACAAACACCCUGAAAACUGAGACAGAAACAAAAUCGUCCUUUCCCAGUGCGCGGGGAGCCCCGCGGUUAAAGAUCCCCGCACCCUUUUAAUUUUUCCUGGGCUAUGGUCGUUGUUUAGCAACGACUUGGCUUCAGAUGGCAGCUACAUUUGAUGCUUUGCAAAAGCCGCCGCUAUUCCAAACUUCCUGUCGUCCAAUAUUGUUUAAUGAAAGCUUGUUAAAGUUAUUUUCUUCCCUCCCACCUUCUUCUCCCCCUGUAGAUAACAGAAAAGGUAUAAUUAAUUAUAUGUACCCAUAUAUGGCAUCAUUAUUCUAGUUCCCUGCUGCCAAUACGCUGCUAAAACGUUGCAUCUUCUCUCUGCUGGUUUGUGUUUAAUUUAUUUUAUGCCCUGGGCAUCCAUCCCUGUGUGUUGCGCGCACUCACGCCUGGGAGAGUUAGUAUUCCUAAGUUGUUUCCCAAAAUGCAUUACGAAACGCAAAGUUAAGACUUCCAAAGUAAAUAACUUUUGGCUAUGGAAUUGUUCGAAAACGGGGAACUUGGGAGUUUAUAUACUGUAUGAACGUACCCAGUCUGUGUAUGGGAUCGCGAGAAAGUUGGCGUCUUUUAGGAAACUUGGCGCACGCACUUUAUCAGCCGCUACUGCUGUGGCUCUGGGACAAACCAACUGCCAAUUGCAGACCAGUUAUG